Molecule: messenger RNA, 951 nt
Organism: Arachis duranensis
Lineage: Eukaryota; Viridiplantae; Streptophyta; Magnoliopsida; Fabales; Fabaceae
Product: ruBisCO-associated protein-like
Exons: 2
Coding region: 28-819 (263 amino acids)
Source: RefSeq, a predicted model, not a curated record
AACCAUCUUACCCGAAAUUGCAAUUCAAUGGCAUUAUCCAUCUUUAGGCAAUACACAUUUGAUGAUUCAUUCUUACAAGUAUUUGUAUCGAGUAAGUUCCUGAAGGAGUUCCAAAUUGCCCUGACAUACGCCAUAGACUAUGACGAAGAGGGUGUCCCAACCAAUGGGGUGUUCAGACCCACUUGGGACCUAACAAAGGUCACUGCCUCAGCAAUCUCUCAGUUCAAGAAGGACCAUCCUGAUGUCAAUGUCAAAGUCUUCAUUUGCAUUGGAAACAAAGGCACCAUAUUCCCCUUCAGCCCUCUUGACAACAACUCAUGGAUCACCAAUGCAACUCAAUCAAUCACCAACAUCAUCCAUAAUGAUCACUCUGACCUCCAAAUUGAUGGCAUUGAUGUCUUAUACGACCACAUCAAUGCCACACCCGAUGUUUUUGUCGACUGCAUUGCCCAGGUUAUGAAGAACUUAAAGGAUGGUGGUGUGAUUAGUGUGGCUUCAAUUUCACCAUCCUCUGGUCUCAACAAGGACUUCUACUUCCCCUUGUACAAGACAUGUCCAAUUCUGAUUGACUGGGUAGAUUACCAGUUCCAAAAUGAGGAAUCUCCAGUGUUGGAUCCAAAAACAUUGUUGCUGCAAUACAACAAGCUAGUGGGAGAGUUUUAUCCGAGAAGGAAGCUGUUUGCUGGGUACAGUGCGGAGAAUGAGGACUGGGGUACUCUCUCUCCAAUUGUGUUCUUUCUUGGAGGCAUGGAUAUUCUCAAGAAAAGAAGAGGCGCUGGUGUCUCCAUCCAUUACCAUAAUUACUAUAAUAACCAAUGAAUAAUGCAUGAUCAUGCAACAAUUUCUAUCUCAAGCUACUCUACUCUAUAUCAUAUACUUAUGUGCUGUUAAAUAAGACUCAUGUUCUAUUCUAUCACAUAUGUUCCUAUGAAUAUGUACUACUUAUCUUUG